UUAGCUAAGCGUAGUCACAUAUUUCUAUGAAAUCAAUACACAUUGUACGUUAAUUUUACUGAAAUCAGGUAAACGAAUGAUAAUUUAAUCAAUUAUAAAAUCAUCAGUUGGUGGUGACAAGCAAAAAUUCUGAAGGAUAAUUAUCAGCAUAUUGCGUUCGGUUUCUACUUAUCGAAUACAAUCACUGCAUUGCAAGGACCAUGACCUGCAAUGCGAACCAAAUAAGUUAACCACGACAAGGUGGUGAUUGCCGCUUUCAAAACUAAAGUAUAUGGAAACAAAAUGAAAAUGGAAGACACACCCGAUAUUUCGUCGGCUAUAUAACGCCGUCCGAAGGUGAUUGAAGACAUCAGUUGUUCAACUCUUCAACCAUUCUCAACAUGAAACUAUUUGUCAUCGCCGCUGUUUUGGCUGUUGCUGCCGCUGCUCCUUCCAGCUACAAGCCGGAAUACAAAGCUCCCAGCUACCCAGCGCCACCCAGCGACCCCGCACCGGCCUACCCCGCACCGGCCUACCCCGCACCGGCCUACCCCGCACCGGCCUACAACAAGGAUAACAAAUACGCUGACAUUACAAUCACCAGCCAAUCUGACGAGCGCAACCUCGAUGGCAGCAGCCAAUGGAGGUAA
Molecule: messenger RNA, 629 nt
Organism: Daphnia magna
Lineage: Eukaryota; Metazoa; Arthropoda; Branchiopoda; Diplostraca; Daphniidae
Product: vitelline membrane protein 15a-3-like
Exons: 2
Coding region: 381-629 (82 amino acids)
Source: RefSeq, a predicted model, not a curated record